Coprinopsis cinerea okayama7#130 is the source of this 2958-nucleotide messenger RNA. RefSeq lists its product as hypothetical. The coding region runs from base 1 to 2958 and encodes 985 amino acids. Gene Ontology annotation, biological process: regulation of transcription by RNA polymerase II. Gene Ontology annotation, cellular component: piccolo histone acetyltransferase complex. Lineage: Eukaryota; Fungi; Basidiomycota; Agaricomycetes; Agaricales; Psathyrellaceae. The record is from RefSeq and is a predicted model, not a curated record. The transcript is spliced from 5 exons.
AUGGCCCGGACGCACCUCUCGGGGUCAUCGACCCUCAGAAAUCGCAACCGGAUCACCAACAAAACUCGCUUGAGGAUCAUCAAGGGCAACGUUGACGCUGAGGACCUUUUCAUCCCCGACGAAGACGAAGAGAAAGCCCGUCUCACCAACCUCGUCGCUGGAGUCGACGUCGAGGACGCCAAUGAGCAUCACUUGCAGCAAGUCUUGUCCGCCUCGCAUCGGACUCAGGUCGAGAAGAAGGCCGAGGAGAAGGCCGCUUUCAUCCCGACCCCGGACUCGACUGGUGUCGUUCCAAAUGCAGACGAGUUUUAUCCCCCUAACCGAUGGAGAGACCCGGCCACUUAUGUGGCCACUUCGACCACCGUUGAUGAGGCUGUCAGGGAUGGGAUUGCAGGAGGAUUCACAUAUUAUAUGGACGAACGCGACAAGGAAUGGCUAGACAGGAACAACGAAGAGGCUAGAGGUGAAGGUACCAGUGCCCAAGGCGCUGUCUCCUCACCGACUAGCACACGCACAUCUGCUCGAAGCGCCAAAGCAAAGGGCAAAGAGCCAGACCUCAACCAACCAACAACAAUCUCUGAAGACGAGUUUGAACUCGUAAUGGGUCUGUUCGAAAAGAUUACACAUGACAAGACCGAGUUUCUUCACGUCGGUCUGGCCAAUAACCACAUGGCUUUCCCAUCAUUCGCGGAAUACCAGCCUAUAUUCGCCUCGCCACUCACGCCUGAUAUGUUUGCCUCGUACACGAUCCCCUCCUGGAUACCCCAACCCUCCCAUCUUCUCCGCCUAGCAAGAAUCAUCUACCCAUACUGGAAAGAACGACGACUCGAGCGCGAAGGCCACCGCAUCAUACCCACUCUCAACUUUGACGAAACAGAUACUCUCAACGAGUCCUACAUCUGUUUCAGACGUCGCGAGAUCAAGGCAGUCCGCAAGACGCGUCAAGCACAGGCGUCGUACUCUGAUAAACUCUCCCGACUGCAGGCAGAGUUUGCUUUCCCGUUGGAGCUUGCCAAACUUGUCCUACAGCGAGAGCUGAAGAAGAAGGAGAGUGCGAUGCAGGGGCAGGAGGUGUGGCAGAAGAGGUUGGCGUUGGUGGAUCUGAAACGCAAGUUUCCUUCGUUUUCGGAAGCAGACGAGGAGCUUCUCGUGGACAAGGAGCGACCAAGGAAGCCCGACGUUGUCCGUCUGCCACCGCGGCCGCCUCGACCAAGCGAGAUUUUCACUCCAAUCCCCCAAGUCGUCAUCAAGCCACGCGAACGAAUCGCGCAGGUCAGACAACAAACCGAAUCCAUCCUCGCAAAGCAGAAGGAAGCAGACAGAAGUUGGGAAGAUGUCAUCGACAACCCCUACCAAGCCCCUGCUGUCCCUUACGCAUCCCGCCUCUUCCAAUACCUCCCGCCCUCCGGCGCGCCUUCCCACCCCUCCAGCAGUUCCGACAAGACCUCCGACAGCGACGACGAACGUCCUGCGAAGGCGCCACGCGUUGCUCGCGCGGUUCGGCUUCGCUACGGCCGUGGUGGUCGUCUGCUUAUGGAUCGCCGGGACGCUGCGCCUCGGCGUCCUAUCCCGAAGGCUGCCCGUUCGUCACUGUUUGGUGGUGGUGAUGAUGACGAUAUGGAGGUGGACGAGCAGGAUCCUGAGGAGGUUGAGCGCUUGAAGAGGCUUGAAGCUCAGUGGAGGUAUGAUGCUGAUGAUGGUCCUGCUUGUGGACCUGAAGGACCGGAAGAGCAGGAUCGUAUUCUUGUGGAUGAUUAUGAUCCUACGUACUUGCGACAUGCCAUGACACUGUUCACUGAAGCCGAUCACGCCCACCUAUCAGUCGACCCGACAAUCCAUCUUCCCAACGCCAACGGCCAGCAAUCCUCGGUCAUCCCGUACAGAUUAGGUAUGCCACCCAUGGUACGCCGAGAUGCUCAAGGCAACUUGCGGCCUGUCCAUCCUAUGACUGGGGCGUUCCUUCCUGGCAUUGUGCCACAACACCCGGGCCUCCGCGCACCCAACGCGAUGCACCACCAGAUCCGAAAAAUGCCGCCGCCCAACGUGCUCCCGCAGAUGCGCAUCUCGUCGAAUGGAGGCAUGCGCCCGCCUAGUGUGCCGCCGUCUGGUGCUCAGUCUAUGCCGGCUCAACCACCGACGACGACGCCAUUCCCGCAGAACCCGGCGGCGAACGGUGUUAAUGGCGCUACACGACCGGGGAUUGCGAUGCCCCAUGUCAACUUGGCCAAGCCACCUGAACAGAUUGUGAACGGUCAAGCUGCUGCUGCUACUGCUUCUGGUUCGCAAUCGAGGGAGGCGACUCCUCAGCAAGACGGGGCUGCUAAUGGCAACGGUGUUGCUGUCCCUCCACGGCCCAAGUCACAGAACCAAACGCCCGUUGCGCUCAGUGUGCCCGCUAAUGGGUUCCACCUCACCCCGUUGAACCCACUCAACAACGCCACACCGUACGCUCAUGCCCUUCAGAGAUCAGCUCCUCUCCUCCAGAAGACGCCGCAAGAGAUCAAGGCUGCGCUGGCGAAUGGGACCUUGAAUUUGUCGCCGCAGGAUAUUGCUGCGUUGCAGGCUCAGGCUCAAGCACAAGCGCAGGCGCAGCUUCAAGCACAAGUACAAGCACAGGCGCAGGCUUCCAACAACCAAGCCAAUUCCAAUGGUAUUCCCAACGGCAAUCCUGCUACGAAUCCCAGUAAUGGAGCGGCUGUUCAACAGCUUUCGGCAGCUGAGAUCAAGGCUAGGCAGAUGCAGUGGGCUGCGUUGGGUGUUGGAGCGCAGAGGGCUGCUGUUGGUGUUAAUGGUGUAGUGGCGGCUGGUGGGAAUGCUCAGGGAGGAGGUCCAGGGGGAGUGAGUGCUAAUACCAAUGGGGAGGCUGGUGCUGGUGGUGCUGGCGGUGGUCAGACGGCGAUUUGGCAUCGGAUUGGGAAGCCACCGACGUAUGAUCCUCGGUCGCUUGCUAUUUGCUAG